UGACCAAGAGCCCCCUUACUCCAUGAUCACUUUGCACGAGAUGGCAGAAACAGAUGAUGGUUGGCUGGAGGUUGUCCAGUCUCUGAUUCGAGUGAUCCCAUUGGACGAUCCGCUUGGCCCUGCAGUGAUCACCCUUCUAUUAGAUGAGUGUCCCCUGCCCACCAAGGAUGCUCUCCAGAAACUCUCUGACAUGUUGAGUUUGAGUUCGGCUGUAGCACGACAGGACGCCCUGAACCCUGCUAAACACAGAAACACCACAGCUGUCCUGGGAUGCCUGGCAGAGAAACUGGCUGGUCCGGCCAGUAUUGGAUUGUUAAGCCCUGGAACCCUUGAGUACCUUCUAGAGAGUCUGAGCUCUGAGGCCCACCCUACUGUCAUGCUGUUUGCUCUCAUCGCUUUGGAGAAGUUCUCCCAGACCAGUGAGAAUAAACUGACGGUGUCUGAGUCGUGUAUCAGCAAUCGACUCGCUGUUCUGGAGUCGUGGGCAGAGCAGCCCGACUACCUGAAGAGGCAGGUUGGAUUCUGCUCGCAGUGGAGCCUUGACAACCUGUUCCUAAAGGAGGGUCGUCAGUUCACCUACGAGAAGGUCAACCUCACCAAUAUCAACGCCAUGCUCAACAGCAACGACGUCAGCGAGUACCUCAAGAUCUCCCCCACUGGACUGGAGGCACGAUGUGAUGCCUCAUCCUUUGAGAGCGUGCGUUGUACAUUCUGCGUGGAUUCAGGCGUUUGGUACUACGAGGUGACGGUCAUUACGUCAGGAGUGAUGCAAAUCGGAUGGGCCACCAAGGACAGCAAGUUCCUCAACCAUGAGGGUUAUGGGAUAGGAGACGAUGAAUACUCAUGUGCGUAUGAUGGCUGCAGGCAGCUCAUCUGGUACAACGCUCGCAGUAAACCUCACGCUCACCCCUGCUGGAAGGAGGGAGAUGCCAUCGGCUUCCUGUUGGACCUCAGCAAGAAACAGAUGAUCUUCUAUCUGAACGGACAUCAGCUGCCGCCAGAGAAACAAGUCUUCUCCUCUGCCACGUCUGGUUUCUUUGCAGCAGCCAGCUUUAUGUCAUACCAGCAGUGUGAGUUUAACUUUGGGGCCAAGCCUUUCCGUCACCCACCUUCUGUCAAGUUCAGCACCUUCAACGACUUCGCUUCACUGAUGCCCAGUGAAAAGAUCAUCCUACCCAGACACCGGCGUCUGGCCUUACUAAAGCAGGUUAGCAUCCGCGACAACUGCUGCACGCUGUGUUGUGACGUCAUGGCUGACACGGAGCUGCGGCCCUGUGGACAUGGUGGUAUGUGUAUGGAGUGUGCCUUACAGUUAGAGACGUGCCCCCUGUGCCGCCAGGACAUCCAGACCCGCGUCAGACUCAUUGCACAUGUCUCCUGACACACUUCCUGCCCCUCUUCCAAUAAGGAGAGACACACAAGCCCUAAGGCCUCCUCCUCUAAUCCCCUCUCACCCAACAGGGCUGCGAGGACGGCGCCACACUGUUGCGAUGAUACCAGAACUGUGACUUCUGGUAAGAGGAGGCGACGAUGGAGAGGUGGAAAGAGAGGAGAUGAGAGGAGGUGAAUUUAAAACCACAGCUGGAUCCCUGGGAUCUUUCCCUCAUUUACCUACAUCUCCUCUUUUGUAUCCUUCUGACAACUCACUGCAGAAGCUGGGCCAAGAAUCGUCAACUUUCUACCCACAGUGUGUUUUUCAGACAGCAGAAGUGAGGAGCAGAAACAAUUUAACCAGAUUACAAACAGAACCAACCUCUCAUCUGUAAGCCCCGGCAUAGUUACCAGACAUCCUUUCUGUGAUACGAGGAUCCCACUGCGCUUUCAGCCCAGAGGCUACUACUAUUUAAUCCAAUCACCAUCAUCAUGCACAUGUCUGCAGAUCUGUAAGGGCUGGGUAGCAGAAAUGGACACAGCCUGUAGUACAGUAUUAACCCCAAGGUACAGAUAAAUCUGAGAUGUAUCUCACUUUCAUGUUUUUGGGUAUAGAAAUGCAAAUUAUGGUGAUCUUGAGGUAGCAUUUUCAUUCUUUUUUUUUUCUCAAGCUUGUACCAUUACCUAUCGUUUGGUCCAACUUGGUGUCAGACAGCUUAAAAGUUGCAGAAUUAUUCCUAGAGUUCAGUUUUCUCAUUUGGUUUACAAAAGCAGAUGUUAAAAAUCAAAUCAUGGGUUACACAGACAACCGGUAAAACCCCCCCAAAAUACUUGAAUCUGUAUUAGAACCAAUUGAUUUACAGCACGGCUGCUUUUUGUGAUUUAUUGUCAUUGCUCAGAAGUUGAUAUUUCCUCAGUCUCAGUCAUGUAUGUAACAACCACAACAAAUAAAUACACAGGGAUUAGAAUUUACAGAGAGUUUCGUCUGUAAAUGAAAUCAUGUUUUUUUUUAUUUCUCAAAUUAUAAGUGCAUAUGUUUUAAGAGCCAGUGAAGGGGGGGUUGUGUACAAUUUAAUUUCCACCACCACCUUCUGAGUUUAUCCUGAGAUUUGCCCGAUUGCUGCUAACAGUUUGGCAUCAGACUUGUAAUGCAGCUGCGCCACGAGUCAGGCUUAUUUGAGGGGCAGCAAAAAGUAAAUAUGUCUUAAUUUUUUUUUUUUUUGGGUUUGUUUUUGGACAAACGUGCUUGUCUGUAUCAAGACGAUUAUUUUCAAUCCACAAGAUGUGAUUUAAAUUUUGUAUCAUAAAUGAUCGCAAACACAAAUGUGGAAACUUGGUUGCGAGGUACAACAGGUUUAUGUUGAUUGACAUUGUUGUAUUAGCUGAUCAGUAAAUCGUUUAAAAGAAAUGUGAAAUGUUUAAGUGAAUCGUUUUUUCCUCUAUCAGUUUACUAAAUAUCCCAGAGUCAUUCUUUAGAUGUUGUCAUUUGGCAUCUUGACAUACAUUAGCAAAAGAAGCUAACCACAGCACAAUGACAUGACCUUAAACAGUGUGGGCUUCAGUACCCAAACAAAUGUGUAUUUAUGUUUCACUUCCAACAAAUCUCAGCACUCUUACCGGGUUUCCUGCAUACAGAAUUUGUUAGACUGAGUCAAAUUUGGUUUCCCUCUUUUGUGCUUUAUAUAAUAGAGCACAUACCUCUGCUCUCCUUUUGCCAUUUCCACAUCUUUCUCCCUUCUGUCUUUAUAAGAAGAAGAAUGUUUCUGUCUGUCUUUCUGUCCAUCCUUUACUUGAAGCAUCUCUGGGUUGACUGACUGACUGAUAAUUGUAUUUUGGGAACAGCUGACCGAAAUGAAAACAUAUGAGAAAUUGUGAUUCAAGAGAAAAUUCUAUUUGUACCAUUUUAAAAGAAGAAAGAAAAAUCAAUGACAUUUCAAAUUAUCACACUGAAUUAUUUUGAAUUCUUUUUGGUCAAAUUGUUUAGGAAAGAGUUACUACUCCACCAAAUUGCAUGAACCGGAUCUGUAAAAUCAUUCAGACUAUACUGGAAUGAUUUCUAAAACAUGCAUCUCUCAGUAUGACAAAAGAUUGGUCUGGUCACUGUUUGCUAUCAUGCAUUUCCUGAUGCACCUUAUACAUGCAGGUGAGAGAAAUUAUAUGGUUCUCUCUACGGUUGGAGAUUGAUUUCAGGAUUGUAAAGAAUAAAUUGUGAGUUGUAUUUAAAAACAUCUAUAAAGGAAUUUUGCCUCAGAGUUCCCAAAGAUGUGAUUGAUUGAAGAAUUGUUGUUUCCUGGAUUGUGAUAUUUGUAAUAAAUGUAUGUGUGACAUGUGGUUUUUUUUUUUCUUGUA
This is a messenger RNA of Morone saxatilis (striped sea-bass), 3720 nucleotides long. RefSeq names its product ring finger and SPRY domain containing 1 (gene rspry1). Gene Ontology annotation, molecular function: ubiquitin-protein transferase activity; protein binding. Gene Ontology annotation, cellular component: cytoplasm. NCBI's taxonomy places the organism in Eukaryota, Metazoa, Chordata, Actinopteri, Moronidae. The record is from RefSeq and is a predicted model, not a curated record.